Molecule: messenger RNA, 288 nt
Organism: Plectropomus leopardus (leopard coralgrouper)
Lineage: Eukaryota; Metazoa; Chordata; Actinopteri; Perciformes; Serranidae
Source: RefSeq, a predicted model, not a curated record
GUUGGCUGCAAAGUAGUGAUUGUGUUCUUCCAGUACUGCAUAAUGGCCAGUUUCUUCUGGCUGCUGGUGGAAGGCCUUUAUCUUCACGCACUGUUGGCUGUCUCUUUCUUCUCCGAGAGGAAGUACUUCUGGGCUUACAUCCUGAUCGGCUGGGGAGGUCCUACAAUUUUCAUCACAGCUUGGAGCAUCGCUAAAGCCUACUAUAAUGAUGUUGGGUGCUGGGAUAUAAUCGAGAACACUGAUGUGUUCUGGUGGAUCAUUAAAACCCCAAUUUUGGCUUCAAUCCUG